Molecule: messenger RNA, 883 nt
Organism: Aspergillus neoniger CBS 115656
Lineage: Eukaryota; Fungi; Ascomycota; Eurotiomycetes; Eurotiales; Aspergillaceae
Product: MARVEL domain-containing protein
Exons: 4
Coding region: 215-685 (156 amino acids)
Cellular component (GO): membrane
Source: RefSeq, a predicted model, not a curated record
GCCUAAUCAAGAUUGAAAAACAUAAGUCUUCGGCCUGCAUGUGUGUGCGUGCGUGUGUGCAUUAUCGCUGGUUCUUUCAAACGUUGAAGAAGGGACAGAAAUAGCACAAGUCAAGCAAGGUACCUAGAAAGAGCUGCAGUGCCGCGCAGACCCAGAGUAGUAGACAGGACAUCUACCAGCAUCCAUCAUCAACGCGAGCUCCCCAAUAUCAAUCAUGGCUGUGAAUUUUCCAUGGAUCUACCCUGUUCGGGUAAUCCAGGCCCUCUUCGGAAUAAUCGUCCUUGCUUUAACCGCAUACUACAUCAGUUGGUUCGUGUAUAGUAGCGACUCGCCCAAUUUCAUGCUUUUCGUGGCGUGCUGGACAGCCUUCCUCGCAACUCCUUAUCUUGCCUUGGCGCCGGUGUUCUUCCCCCAGUUUGCGCAUCGCAUCGUCAUCCCAGCUGUCGAAAUGAUUACCAUGAUAUUCUGGUUCGCAGGAUUCAUCGCCCUAGCCGUAUUCCUCCCACCAACAGAAGCCUGUCACUGGAGCCGUUGCAGUGCGUUACAGGCCGCAGUUGUGUUUGGUGCAUUCGAGUGGGUACUAUUUCUGGUUACUUCCGUUUUCGCUGUCCUCGGCAUCUCGCGUACCCGGUCCAGCUCCAGUACGAAGCCCACCCCUAACGAUCAUACCCACGUUGGCGUCUAAAUGGAGUCGAUAGUGACGGUUCCAUGAUACAUUUUCGAAAUGAAAGGUAGAGCGACUAUUCGGCUAGCAGCGGAGGAAGCCCUGAAUCAGCCGGUAGUAUGAUAAUGACGUCAUUGUUAUGAACAACUACUACGUCGCCAGUGAUUCAGGGACAGCGAGGUUGGCGACGGUAAUGACAAUGAUGAUUUGGGAUACUCG